Messenger RNA from Procambarus clarkii (red swamp crayfish), 4388 nucleotides. The record is from RefSeq and is a predicted model, not a curated record. NCBI's taxonomy places the organism in Eukaryota, Metazoa, Arthropoda, Malacostraca, Decapoda, Cambaridae.
AGUGGGCGUUGGUGGCGCGGUUUGAGCCAUGAGUUGGGGCCUGGUGCUGGUGGUGCGCGGUGUGUCGCUCGCUCGGUGGUCGCUGGCUGCUGCAGGUUAAUAUAAAUGUAAGCUUUUUGGUGCCAGUUGUGAAAGGCUCUGAAAUAUUUUUUGACGAUCUCCAGCCAAAAUUUGAAAAAGCCACUUUAAAAGUGAAAGUCAACAAACGAGAAAAAAAAUUAUAAGAGUGCUAUACCAAGAUACCACAGAAUUACUUUAGUUUGCCAGAAAUUCAAGUUGGUGCUCUUUUCUUGAAUAUUACAGAAAACAGUUUCUGAAGGGAUAUCGCCUUAACUAUUUUAUUACACAGCUGAAGAAAAUUUGAGUGCAAUAGACUUUGAAGCCUGAAUAAAAAGUAAAUCACAAGUUCUCAGCUGAUAAACAACAGAAAGUCCUUCAAGCUACACGUACCAGGAAGCACCUGAGAAAACCCCCAACUCCUAAACGACAGAAAACGUCCCACAGUGACUGUUUUCUUUGACCAAGAAACGACGGAGAUCUGAGAACUUCUCUCUACGAAGUUUAGUGUCGAACUCUCCGAAAAAAAAAGCUAAGGACUUUCUGAACGACACACACACUCGAAGCUUGAGCGUAAGGCGUCACAUGGUAAGUGGGCGAGCUGUGAAGACGCCUUUUAGAGGAGAUAGAACUGAGAGGUCUGGCGAUGCUACUUAUCCAAGUCCCCAUGGGUGGGAGGGGACGCCGCGUGGCCUUCCAUAACCCACAGGGCGGUGAGGCGAGAGGCCAGCAUGACCAGGCGGCCAUGAAGAAAGAGAGGAGCUUCGUCAGGCACUCACACCACCAGCAGCAGCAGCAGCAGCAGCAACAGCAGCAGCAGUACCACCAUAAGAACAACAAUAACAAUAAUAAUAGUGACCGCCGGUUUGUGCAGCGGGAGCGGAGCUUCGUGCGCCCCGAGUCACCCUUCCUUCACAGUCAGGCCCGCGAGCAGAAUCGGAGGAGGAGCGCCAUGCCGGCUACCAACCGUAGCAAACCUGCCAUGGAGCUCUACCGACCUCCAAUCUACUCCACAGCACUUCGAGGACCCGGCAUCUUCGAUAACGCGAACGGCGAGGCUGUUAUGAACGGUAAAAUGGUUCAGAACGGCACAGUCUACGACACCAGAUCCAGCCUCAAUGUUAACGCUCGCGAAUUUGUUUCCGUUAGCACCAGGCCUCCCCUCCAGCACUCAAAGUCCUCCAGUAGCGUGCCCCUUCAGGGUCGUCCUGGUGGUCUGCAGCACUCCAAGUCUGGCAGUAACCUCCGACAGACCACCAACGGCGACUUACGACCCCCCAGUGGCUCCCCUCCCAGGGUACACUUCAGCGACGACAAGGAGAACGACCCACAGCUUAAGUCUGUGUUGAUCUCGCGCCCCCCGUCCCUAGCCGUGGGAAUCCUGAGCCAGCCGGGCAUCAAGAGAUCCAAGUCACUGGGAUCAGCAGACCUUCGCGCCUCCCAGCUCCUCGACUCCUCCACCACACCCACACCCACCAUGCCGGACUUGGGACCCUUCUCGCCAGACGUCCACAACUCCAUUACGAAAGCCAUGACUGACCCGAACAGUGUGAGCGCCCGCCAGCUGAUGGAGGUGGUGCGUCAAGUGUUCACUAGAGUGGUGGAGGCUUCCCGCCACGCUGAGCCCGCAGCCCGCCUCUGCAUAGCUAUUAUUGAGAAGGAGAAAAAUGAGACAUUCCUGGAGACUCUUCUCAACACCUGCCAGGAGUACUUCCAGGAGCGCGACCGCCUCCUGAGGAACAACCCGCCAGCUCCCUACCCUGGCUUCGUCCCCGCCCACCCUCGCUGGAUCGCCUAUAUGACCUUCCUUAACGAAAUGUACACACAGCUGAAGCGCCGGCACGUACAGCUGAUGACGAAGCGUAUGAGGAACAGCGAGACGGCGCCCGGGCUGCUGCUGCUCACCCUGCUGGCCCAGUGCUGCCACGUCUGCCUUAAAGAGAACUCUGUCAACAGUCUUGCAGAGACUGAGUGCCUUUUCUUCGUAUUAACUGGUGUUGGGAAGGACAUCGAAGUUGAGCUACCACACCACAUGGCUCGGGUGAUGAGUGCCGCCCGCGAUGCCUUCUUCACCACCGUCAGGGUGCCGGCCGUCCGCAAGACUCUUCUGCAACUAAUUGAGAUGCAUGCUGCAAGAUGGCAGCUCCCAGCACCUGCAGUCAUGUAUUACUAUCCGGGCUCGGGCAGCAAAUAGAAGAGUGUGUGUGCAACUUGUAGGUUCCAGAUAAUUAAAGUACCCUUAGUCUGGUGCCAAAUUGCUGGCUGUAAAAUUCGCAUUGCCAAAUCAGUCAUGGGAAAUAUUUGUGUUUUAAAGUCAGCUGUUACUAAGACUGGCGAUGAAAGGUAGUGUGUAUUCCAGUAACUCGGUAAGGCUCCUGUUACACCAGCGGUGUUGUGCCUAACAGCCUAGUCCUAGUCAUGCCAUCUUAUAAUUCUUUAAGAAAUUAAGCAGCCGCCUUCAUUUGUUUAUAAUUUUAUAGGUUUGCAUGGAACGAAAUAUUUUAUAUGGUACAGGUUCAAAUGUAAGUUGAAUAUUUUCAACUUUUUGCUGCUCUGUAAUGAAUAUUCAGAUUAUUUAACUCUUCGAAAUUGACCAGCCACAAAUGACAAGCAAAUACUUUCCAUAAGACUCGGUUGCUGAUAAACAAUUUUGUUUUCAUGCUGUAGAUGCAGCUGGCAAUAGGACAAGGUCCAAUCCUUGCUAACCAAAUUCGUUUGCAAAACUACUGGGAUCCAGGAAUUUAUACAUCAUGGGCUAUAACAGGGUAAAAUGUACCUUCAGUGCCAUGUUACACUAGUUACACUGUUAUGGAAGGUUUCCUUAGUGUCUUCUUGUUUUACAAUUUGUGAUUGUUUUGUUGGAAAGACUCCUAAAGAGGGAAACCUCAUUCAUGCUUAGCAGUACAGUAUGAGAGGUCUGUUAAAGAGACGCCUGCUCUUCGUAACUAAUCCCUAAGUUCCUGUUUGCACUAGAAGGAGGGAUGUCUCAGCCUGGCUUCUCCAUCGAUCGACCGACAUAAUAACGAAUCUCGAUAUUUCGAGUGAUUACCCCUACAUGCCCUGGCCUGGGUAAUCAUCCUUAUAUAAUGUUCUGGCCAGCCAAAAAAUGUUUUUAUCAUUGGGAGUAGGCUGUCUACCUAGCCUAGCUGAUCAGUGACUGGAGGCUUUGAAAUUAAUUUGUCACUGGAUCUGUAAAGUGAUGUAGGUUAUGGCCACAGAAGUUUUACUUCUGGUACUCUGCUUAACAAGAAUGUGUGCUCUUAACUGUGGUUGAGAAAUAUGUUUCAACCAUUAUUGUGGUACACCUUUGUGAUAAAGGUGUAUGUAGACAGCGUUCUAGGUGUAAAUGUCUUGUGUACAUGUGGUCAUUAACUUGUCACUUUCGCCUUGUCUUAUAUAUAAUUAGAACUACAUUUCAGGAGCGCUUCACCGGCUGUGCCUAUGACAUGUUUCCCUUCCACCCAGCUAAGUCUGAGACAAGCUGAUAGUCUUCCAGAAAGGUCCAACUACACAUUACUGUCCCUAUACAUUAUUAGCCUAUGACCUUUCCAAUUUUCUUGACACAAAUUUAUUCCUUGGGAACCUAUCUAAGACCAGGAAUGACUUACCCUCCACAGCAAAAAAAAAAAAAAAAAAAAAAAAAAAUAUAUCAGGUCUCUUCGAACUGUUUUUUUUUUAAGACAUGAAAAAUAUUUGAUCAAUAAUCUAUGUUUUUCUAUUUGAGAUAGUUUUGAUGAAUACUUUCUCAUAUUCACUAAUCUGCUAAAGACCUGAUUUUGUAAAUCUUCAAUCUGUCAAGACCUUGCUCAGCUGCAUUUGGUUCCUUUGGGGAAUAAUAUACUCGAUCUUAUAUUUUAUAAAUGUUUCAAUUGUGAUGAAUGGUAGAUUUUUGUAGGAUAUUUUUGUGCUCCAUAAACUUUUGGAAAUAAAGAUAAGGAAUGAAUUAGAAACUGAAGUGCCUUAUAGAAUGUAACAACAAUCAAAUAUUUAUCACGAUUGGCAUUUUUGCUCUUAUGUAAAUCUGAAAUUAUGGCUAAACUUUUUACUGUUCAUGUUGUACUACACUGAACCAUAUUCUGUCUUAAUGAUAACAAUUAUCACUCGCCUAAAAUGUGAAGUUUAUUUAUAUUUUCAUCUGUAUCAUUGUAAAUGUCACUAUGAGAACUGAAGAAAUAUUUGUCUACAUGAAAGAAUAUGGACCUAGAUCUAAAUUUUGAUAACAUUCUGUGUGUUUCAGUUAUAUUUUGGGCUUAACAUCAAAAUAUACCGCUUAAUGUUAUAAUUAAAUGUAGUAAUCAGUUGGGCACUUUUUCGUAUGUCAAAUUGAGUAU